This is a messenger RNA of Episyrphus balteatus (marmalade hoverfly), 2046 nucleotides long. Its product is annotated as esterase FE4-like. The coding region runs from base 418 to 2013 and encodes 531 amino acids. Lineage: Eukaryota; Metazoa; Arthropoda; Insecta; Diptera; Syrphidae. The record is from RefSeq and is a predicted model, not a curated record. The transcript is spliced from 5 exons.
UAAAAAUAGAAUCCUAUCAACAAAAUUUGCCAAGUUAAGAGUUCCCAUAAGCGUUGUUUUAAAAAUUUUAAAACAAUUGCGCAUUAACUUAAACAUAUUUAAAGUAAUAGAGAAACAGUAGUUCAAGACAAUAAGCUAUUAAAGCUCGAAUAGAGCGAAUCUAAAACAACAAAGAUUGAAUAACUUGGUUCUUCUAUUGAUUAUUUAUUUUCAUAGCAGGUAGUUAUAUAGCGCUAAGAUUUUAAAACACAAAACUACGAACAUAAAGCUCAAUUUCUUAUUCUUAUCUUUCCCGCAAUCAAAAUUUUUGAAAAUUAUUUCCAUCAUUAUGGCAACUUUGGCCAUAUAAUUAAGUGUCAUAUAAAACAGCUUAAACACAUUGAAAACUUCAACUAUUCUCAUUCUUCAAUUUGAAAGAUGCAGUUCGGUCUUAAAGUGAUUUUGUUAAUCAGUGCAAUAGUAGUUGUUUUCGCACGAAAUGACGUCUUGGUCGAAACUAAAUUGGGUAAAAUCCGAGGUUCGAUAUUGAGAACGGUUCAUAAUAAUGAAAUAAAAAGUUUUCGCGGAAUUCGAUAUGCGCAAGCACCAGUCGGUGAUAAACGAUUUAAAGCUCCUGUGAGUGUUGCAGCAUGGGGUCGAAAUAUAUUGGAUGCUACCAAAGAUGGAUUUCAGUGUCCUCAACCAUUCAUUGAACAUGAUCUUAUGUCUGAAGAUUGUUUAUGUUUAAACGUCUACACUCGCAAUUUGAGGGGGAAUAAGCCUGUUAUCGUGUACAUUCAUGGUGGUAGUAAUUAUCUUGGAAGCAGCAAUAGUGAAAGUGAUGUUGGACCAGAUUUUCUUAUGGACCAAGACAUUGUUUUGGUGAGCAUUAAUUAUAGGCUUGGAGCUUUAGGCUUUCUUAGCACAAAGACUGCGGAAGCCCCUGGAAACUAUGGAUUUCUUGAUCAAGUAAUGGCUUUAGAAUGGGUUCAGAAUCAUAUUUCAAGUUUUGGAGGAAAUCCACAAUCGGUGACAAUUGCUGGUCAAAGUUCGGGUGGAACGGCUGUCACUUUACUUUUGGCUUCUCCACUUUCUAGAGGACUUUUCCAUAAAGCUAUUACUAUGAGUGGAUCUUACACAAAUCACUAUCAUUUGGAUAGCUUAAAGUGGACAAGAAAAAUUGCAUCAGAAUUAGCUUGCCCGCUAUACAAUCCCAAAGAUAUUAUAAAUUGUUUGAGGAAUGUAACUUGGGAAAAGUUAAUUGGGGUAAAUGGAACUUUUGAAGCAUAUGGAUUCAGCGAUGAAGAAUGGAACUAUGAAGUAGAUGGCCAUUUUCUUCUUGACACACCAACAAAUUUGUUUGCUAAAGGGAAUUUCCACAGAGUUCCUAUUAUGGCCGGAAUAACAAAAGAUGAACUAACAUAUUUUUUCAACAAACAGGAAAAUAAUACUGGACUUUUAAAUGACAUAAGCAUAAAUUUCGAUAAAUAUGCCCCUCAACUUUUUAUCUUUGAUCGAAUUGACAAUGCAGUCGAUACAAGUAAUAGAAUCAAGAAAUUUUAUUUGAAGGACAAAAAAAUCCAGGAUCAACCAUUUAAUAAUUUUGCUGUGAUAUUUUCGGAUGCUAUUAUUAAUCAUGGUGUUCAUAGGCUAGUUGAACUAGCUCGAAAAUAUGUCGAUGUAUACUAUUAUCGUUUUGAUUAUCUUGGAAGAUUUAGUUUAAUUUUAGAUGACAAUGACAAGCCAAGAGGUGUUGGUCAUGCGGAUGAUUUGCAGUAUAUACUUGGUACAAAAUGGUUUGAAAAGAAAAUUGACUCUCGUGAUUCUGAAAUAUUUAUGGUUGAUAGAAUAACAAGGUGGUGGGCUAGUUUCGCUAAAACAGGCGUUCCUUGUGAUGAAUCUAGAGUUAAAUGGUUGCCCUCAAAUGAGGACAAUGUCUAUACAAUGUACAAUGAUAAAGAUAUUAAAUUGGGUGCUGAACCGUUUUCGGAUAGAUAUCGCUUUUGGGAUGAGUUGUUUCCGUUAAAGAAAUAGAAUUAAUCUGAAAUAUAUGUAUAAUGUAGGUAU